ACAGGAAGAGGAACUGCUUGCUCCGGCGGGUGCCUCACUCUGCACCGCUGGGACGGAUCCUGCCUCUUUAUCUUUGCUGGGACAGAGCCGGCUUGCGAGAGAGAUAACUGUUCCCUGCUCUCUGGGGUGGCAGCUGGAUGAGCUCUGCAUGCAAGGAGGAGGAAAGUUAAAAGUGCAGCUGCAAGAUGAAGCCUCCACUUGCUCAAGGCAUGAGGUUUGUGUACCUUCUUCUGAAUUUGGCUUCCCUCUGCUUUCCCAUCCCACUCUGGAAGGACCGAGACUCCCUAAUGCAGGAGGAGAAAGCCCAUCAGACAGGCGGCAAUUUGGUGCUGAGUAGACAGGAACAGCAGCUGAGUACAAAGCUUGUAAACCUCAAGAAGCAGGAGGUUGCAACAGCUAUAGCUACGGGACAGUUUCCUCCAAGCAUGCACUUCUUUCGGGCAAAAGGCCUCAUUGAGCAGAGCACGGUGUUCAGCAUCUUAAAGCGCAUGCCAAAAGGUGCUGUCUUACACCUGCACGACUAUGCCAUCCUGAGUGUGGACUGGCUGGUGUACAAUGCCACCUAUCUCCCCAACUGCUACAUCUGCUUCACCCGCAUGGGCACCGUUCGGUUUCGCUUUUCCAAGCCUCACCCUCCGCACCCACUGCCAGCCCAGUGCUCCCAGUGGGUUUUGCUGGAGACUUACCGUAAACAGCUGCACAACAUGACCGAGUUUGAUAGCAGCUUGCUGAGAAACUUGACCCUGGUGACAGAUGCCCCUGAGCUCACCUACCCUUCUCAGACUUUAAUUUGGAAAAGAUUUGAAGAAGUCUUUCUCAUUGCCUCUGGACUUAUCUGCUACGCACCUGUGUUCAAGGCCUAUUUCUACCAGGGGCUGCUGGAGCUCUAUGAAGAUAAUGUACAGUAUGUUGAGAUAAGAGCUAUCCUGCCUCCGGUGUAUGAACUGGAUGGCACCCUGCACAAUAAGUCUUGGUCUGUGGCAACCUAUCGGGACGUGACCAAGCAGUUUGUGAAGGAGCACCCUGACUUUAUUGGAGCCAAGAUUAUAUUUACAGCGCACAGGAUGCUGAAUGUUUCCCAGAUUGAAGAAGCCAUCGUCACUGCCAUGGCACUCAGACACCACUUCCCAGACACCCUGGCAGGCUUCGACCUGGUUGGUGAUGAGGAUGAAGGUCAUUCUUUAUGGGACCUGAAGGAUGCCCUGACCCUUCCGUAUUCCCUGGGGGUCAACUUGCCAUACUUUUUCCAUGCUGGGGAGACUGACUGGCAGGGCACCUCUGUGGACAACAAUGUGCUGGAUGCAUUGCUACUGAAUACCAGUCGGAUUGGCCAUGGACUUGCCCUCAUUAAACAUCCAGUAGCCAAAAGUUUGUCUCUGAAGAGGGAUAUUCCUGUAGAAGUCUGUCCCAUCUCCAACCAGGUCCUGCUGCUGGUAGCCGAUCUGCGGAGUCACCCUGCAGCUGACCUCAUGGCUGAAGGGCACCCCAUUGUGAUCAGCCCCGAUGAUCCCCCUAUCUUUGGAGCAAAAGGAGUCUCUUAUGACUUCUACGAGGUGUUCAUGGCCAUCGGAGGGAUGAACGCUGACUUGAGGACCUUAAAACAACUUGCACUCAACUCCAUAAAAUACAGUGCCAUGCUACCAGAUGAGAAAGCCAAGGCCAAAGAGGUCUGGCAGAAAAAAUGGGACCAGUUUGUGGUUGACCUCUCUGAUAGCUUUUCAAGGGAGCUUUAGAGGGGAGGAGACACAUCUCAGAAGGCAUUUGGCAAGCCAGAGCCAGCCAGACUUAUUGCUAAGAGAGAAACUGCUUCUUCCAUGUGACCUGAGCAGAUGAAUGAACCUCAAAAGUCUGACCUGGCAAUGGGCUUCAUGGGCUUAAUACUAAGAAUGAGCUGCACUAUCCUGUGAAAAUCAUGGACUGGAGGUAAAAGGGAGCAGUUAUAGCAACAACAAAAGAACACCCUGCUCAAAAUAGUCAAAACAGUUAAAAAUUGCCAAAGACCAAAUCCUGACAUCCUUAUUCAGGAAAAACAUGCUUUCUAAUUAAUGUUAGCAGGAGAUUGCCAACAUGAGGAUCUCCAAAUUUCGCCUUAUCAUUACAAAACGCAGACCUUGUCCGGAAACAGCUAAGACAAACAUCCAACCAUUUGGGCCACUGACCUUCAGGAGAGCAAGGACUGAAAAUGACUCUUGUUAUGUUUAACCCUGGGCCUGCCGCCAAAAUAGCACUGCUAGGUCGAAGAACCAGUCAUAGGUCCGAUGUCUGCUAUUUCAGGACCUACCAUGGCUGGAAACGAGCUGAUGGAACUUGCUCCCAGAACAAUUUAAGCCUGGUUGCACUGUGAUCAUAAAGUCCAAAAGAGGUGCCUCUGUUGCUGACAGGUUUUUUUACUGCAAAAUCGUUUCCUGUCUUCUGGUCACAAGGAAACCAAACCACUUUUCAGCUGAGAAAAAACACCCUAGCUUCUCAGAUACAGUCCCCUGCACUGGGCCAUGUUAACACGGACCUUUGCAUUUACAGAAGAUGCCAUUUAAUUUCAAGGUAUUCCACUACCAGCCUUUUCCACCUAACUCAGAGUGCAAAUGCACCCUUAUUUAGCCUGUUGGACAUAUUUUCACCUUGUUGGAGAACUACCCUCACUCUGGAUAACCACAGUGUUCACUUGGACCUUUGUAGUUUCCAGCUCUUUGGCAAAAGGUAUUGCAGCAACUACACAAUAAACAGUGUUUGGACAAGCAGAUUCCCUUUCUUAACAUCACCAAAAAGAUCAGGAGAAAACUAACUGCAGGGAGAAAGAAAUCUCAAUCAAGGAUGCUAAACAAAUUCAGCAAAAUCCUUUGGCACACAUAGCGCAAGCACACAGCCAGGAUCAGUCAGCGGCUCUCCCCGGCUUCAGCACAAUUAUGCUUGUUUGCAUCAGCCAAGAGAGAAAUUACAAAAGUUCCUGCUGAAGGACAUCUCUCUCCUCUGAGCUGCAGACUUGCAAGGCCUGUCACUUCCUGAUCUGACCAGCUUGGGCAAAUUUGCUCUCUUUAUGUUUGCUGCUAAUUGUCUCAAGCUGCCUGGCCAUAGUGUUUAUUUCCACUGACCUUGGCUAAAACACCCUAGGAGGAGGCAAGUAUACUUACUACAGACCUGGAUGAGGCAGCACAGCCCAUGCAUCCUGUGUUAAAUUGCUCACAUUUCACAGGCUGCAAACUCAUCUCUUGUUAUCCUAGGAAAAAAACCCCAAUAAACACACUACAAACCCCAUAACAAAAAACCAAAUAAACCCACAACCAACCGAAGGCUUCUACAUUGCAGAAGCCAGCAACACAAACCACAGGAAGCAGAAAGUGAAAGCCCAGUCACACACCUCGCUAACCAAGGGGGCUGAGCAUCUAGCACCCCAAGGCUUUUUCAGACACAGCUGCCUCUACUCCAGCUCUCUCUGCCCACACCUUCCUCUGAAGCACCAGCAGCUAAUCUUUACAGGCUGGACUUUCCUGGGCCUUGAUGCAGGUUUGGUCCUGGGACCAGCUUUACACUGGAGGAGGAGCCAGAGUAGAGCCACCUUCCCUCCUUCUCCUCCUUCACAGGUGUUGCGUACACACCUCAGUCUAAGGUCCCUAAGAAAGGCUUUGGUCAUGGUCAGACUAUAAAUGCUGACGUGGGAAAUGCCUUAUUUGUAGUGCUGAGGAAAACUACUGCAAACUGGCGGAAUGGCUGCUAACCAGUGACCCACAGCAAUGUCCCUCUGAGCUCCCCAAUCCUUCGAUUUUGCUAUAUAUGGAUCGACAAAGAUCUUUUAUUUGCUGUGAAUUGAUUCUCCCUUAAGUGAGCCUCUUUGCUACCAAGGUGAAGCUAAUAAUUACAGAGUCAGUGUGGGAGGAGCUGAGUUCCUCAACACAGGCUGACCCAUGUCCUUUCCUUUUCUGCCACAGUGGAAAGGCUUCAGCACUUCCUGCACAUGGUCUUUUGAAGGCUUGAACCACCGGUGGCUUUUUGGUUACCUCUAGUCCCCCGUCCUCAUUUAUCCACAUUAGCAGUAGGGCUAGAUCUUCUGUUUGCCAGACACUUGCUGGGACCAGUUUACUUGUUGUGUCCAGUUUGUUCUUGCCUUCCUUGGAGAAGCCUGUUGUGUACUUGGCCAUUUACCUACUUUGCAUUUGGAACCAUGAUAUGAUGUGGCCCAUGGAGCCACUAGCAAGUGAUGCUGUUCAGGGUUACAGCACAGAAAUCACAGGGGAGUUAAAAUUGCACAGGUCUGGAGAUCUGGAGAUCACCUCAGAACUUGUCUCUAUGGGGCUGUGUUCGAAUUUGUGACUCAGCUUCUGCUGAAGGUUUCCAUCUUAGGGUUGGUCAGAGAGCAAAAACUUUUCCAUCCUGAUCACAUGGGUUUAAAUGUGAGCCUGAACCACAUGGAGAAGCCUGACUCCAGUCAUGUAGCCUUCCUUGCAUCCCUCCUUGCCAUGUGUGGUGGCUGGGCAUUCCCAAGAGUCCUCUAGCAGUAGAUGGGCUUUAACCAUUUUUAGGGCCUUAGUGAGUGUGACAGAUGGAGGGCCAGACUGCUUAACUGCUGGGGAUUAACUCAUCCGUAGAGUGGGCCUUAGUUAGGAGAAAGAUGCAAAUUGGGAAACCCAGACAGCAUCUUCACAUCUCCAACUCUAGCUGUGCAAAUCAAUCCCUUCAGAUAUCCUUUCCCGUACCCUCAGUACCAUGGGCCCUGCUCAUAUUUGUUGGCAAAUACAUCGCAUAUAAUGCUUUCAA
Molecule: messenger RNA, 4749 nt
Organism: Strigops habroptila (Kakapo)
Lineage: Eukaryota; Metazoa; Chordata; Aves; Psittaciformes; Psittacidae
Gene: ADA2
Product: adenosine deaminase 2
Exons: 10
Coding region: 186-1733 (515 amino acids)
Biological process (GO): adenosine catabolic process; inosine biosynthetic process
Molecular function (GO): adenosine deaminase activity
Source: RefSeq, a predicted model, not a curated record